AGCUCGCUCUAUGAUUGGCGGGAGUGGACCGGAGGGAAGGUGGCGGCGGCGAGGUCACGACCCGGAAGCGGAUCGGCCAUGUUGCCGGGUGACCCCGGGAGCGGUGCCGGGAGGGACCAGGAGCGCCUCCCCUUCCCCCUCUCCUCGCCUUCCCGGACGCCGCCCCGCGCCCCCGGCCCCCAUGGCAGCGUGGUCCCGACGGGCCGUCCUGACCCUCUACCGGGCUCUGCUGCGCCAGGGCCGCGGGCUGCGCUACACCGACCGGGAUUUCUACCUCGCUUCGAUCCGCCGCGAGUUCCGCAAGAACCAGGGGCUGCGGCAGCUGGAGGACAAGGAGAGGCAGCUGGAGAAGGGGCAGGCUUUCCUGCGGAGCAAACUCGGGGGCCUGGUUUAG
Molecule: messenger RNA, 394 nt
Organism: Phalacrocorax carbo (great cormorant)
Lineage: Eukaryota; Metazoa; Chordata; Aves; Suliformes; Phalacrocoracidae
Source: RefSeq, a predicted model, not a curated record